AUGGUGGAAGUCGUUCCGGAGAUCCUUCCCCUGCUGCAACAGCUCUUUGGUGCUUUGGAUCCCAGGACCAGUGACGUGUCCUCCAGGGUCGCCACAGCCGCCCCCGCCCCCGGCGCAGGCAUCGACUUUGCGCCGCUGGACGAGCGCGACGCCGCGGUCCUCCGGUCCUGGGAUCACAGGUCCUUUGCUCGUCUUGCGGCAGCCGAGCCCGAGCUCGCCAGCCGAUGUGCUCUGCUGCUGCAGCAAUGGUGCUCCGUGCUGAGCUCCGCGAUCAUUGAUGAGGGGUCGCCUGCCAGCCGCCGCUCGACCGGCACCGGCGGCUUGGCACAGGAAGUCACAGCAUGCCGCGAGAGGAGGGCGGCGCUGGCUGCGGCCGUCGAGCAUGCCCAGAGCGACGCCUGCCGGUGCGUCGUGGGCAUGGCCUCAAAGGGCGCCGCCGCGCUGGAGUGGCGUUCGCAGCAGCAGGGCCUGGGAGAGGCGCUGUCAGAUGCUGAAGACUGCCUCCAGUACCUGGAGGUGGUGCAGGAGCUUAUGCAGGGCCUACGGAGUGGAACGCUGGAGGAGGCAAUUGAGGGGCUGCCAAACCUUGUCUCUGCCCUGGCCACAGCCCAACACAUCAGCCGCCACUUCAGCCAGCCAGCAUCCUUUGCGACGGUCCUACAGAUGGUGGAGGAGGAGCUGGUUGCCUUCUGCCAGUCCUCCCUGGAAGCUGGCGGGCGGCUCUGGGACCGGAAGCCCUGCGACCUACUGAUGGCGUGCCAGGCAUGCCAGCGCCUGGAAGCGCAGUGGCAGGCCUUCCGCGCACGCUGCGCCGGCGUGGAGCUGAUCUCGCAGCGGGCCGCCUGGAUCGAACUCCUGGCCGGAUUCACGGAUCUGGAGGGCGUGCCGGAGCUGGCGCGGGAGGGACAGAGCGCCCUGGACCGGGUGCGUCGGCAGCCAUACAACGUCCUCGACACGUCUAAGCAGCAGUUUGGCGUGGAGGUGGAGGGCUUUGCGGUGCACAUGGCGCGCCUGGAAGCCCAGUUCGAGACCAUCACCGAGGCAGCCUUUUCGUGCUCGCACUCCACCACGGCUGCCCUGGAGCUCCUGCAGCACCUGUCCAAUAAUGCCUUGCACAACAGCGAGUACUACAGCGCGAAACGGGCGGCCAUCUUUCAGAUAUAUGCAGGCAAGUACCUGUUGGAGGGAGGGAUGAACUUGGCAUGCUCAGAGAAUGAUGACCUCGAGGGCCUGGAGCGCCACUACGAGCGUCGCAAGAUGGGGCUCGGUCGAAGCCGGAACGCGCUGCCCCUGUCGGGCGACAUCGCAUGGACGCGACACCUCCUGGACCAGAUAGAAGGGCCCAUGAAGAUAUUCAGCCAGGAUCCUGUCCUCUUGGCGGCCAAGGAGAACCGGCGGGUCGUGCGGCGAUACAACCGCCUCGCCGAGACCCUGCUCCAUGCAGAAGCCGUGUGGCAUGCCAGGUGGCAGGCGGCCAUCCCCGCGUUGGAUGGUGCCUUGGCGGCCCCACUCCUGCUCCGGGAUGGGGCCAGGGUGGCAGUGAACCUCGAUCGCAGCGUGCUCGAGGUCGUGCGUGAGGCCAGGCACAUGCGGCGGCUGGGGCUGGAGGUGCCCAACCCCAUGCCGGCCAUCCUGCUGCAGCAGGACCGACUCCAGCGCAGCUACAAGAGAAUCGCACUGGCACUGCAGGAAUGGGAGGAUAUCGAGCAGGCUGUUCAGCCCGUCCUGAGACCUGUGCUGGAGCCCUGCCUGGACUUCAUCAAGGACAAGCUUCUGCAGGGACUGACCAUCACCUGGGCUUCGACGCUUGUGGAGGGGUACCUGCACCGUUUGGAACAGGCGAUACUCCAGGCUGGAAGUCUCAUCCGGGAGCUUAUGAACAUCUGGGAACGCCAGAUAGUAGGUGGACAGGCCACCCUGCGAUCCCUCUUCUUCCUGGACGUUUCUGCUGCCCCUGUAGAGGACCUUGAGCUCUUCGUGGACCGCCAGCGCCGCACCUUGGAGCAGCAGCUGUGCGUGGGAGCGGUCACCCUGCAGCGCAUGCAGCACACACUGCUUCAAAUAAGAGGCCAGCUGGCGGGCUGGGCGCAGACUCACCUGGGACAUGAACCAGGUGCAGGCGCCAUGGGCAACCUUGCUGCUGCGGCCCAGCGUCUGGUGGACGAGGCCGCUCAGGCUGCAUUGCAUCAGACGCUGGCCGGCCUGCUGCAGCUGCUGGGCCCGGGCCCCACGCUCUCUGGACGAACCAGCACCCUGUCCGGGGCCGGCGGGCCUCUGAUCAGGCUCGAGGUUCACCUCCUGCACGCGUCUGUGGCCCUCGUGCCCAGCGUUGCCACUGUCCAGAAGGAGCUCCAAGGGCUGGUGCUUGAGGUCCAGACCAAGGUCCUGUCCCUCCACCUCGCCGACCAAUCGCCCGCCAUCGACGCCAGGCCGGGCUGGGUUAGGGUCGCGGACAGCCUUCAUGGCAUGCUGGCGCAGGUGGUCUCCAGUGUGGACAGGAGCCUGCUCAUGCGACUCAUCGGGAGCGUGGACGAGUGUGCCUUCCUGUGGGAGAUGGAUGCAGGCACGGAGCUGGAGGCUUUCAUCGCCACGACACCGAGCCUGGAGGAUUAUGAGGACCGCCUGGCGCUCUUCGACAGGCUUGAGCAGGCAAUGCGCACACACGUUGCGCAUGCAGCUCAUGCGUUCCUGCAGUUUGAUGCCCAGCCUCUGCUGGCAGGAAUGAUAGAUGAGUUGGCCUCAUGGAAGGCCCUCUUCACCGAGCGCCUGCGAGUCCAGGGGUCAGAUGCCCUGCAGGCUUUGAGCAAGAGGCUGGCUGGGCUCUUACUCGACCUGGAGCGGCCGGUGGAGGACCUGGAGGACUACCGCCACCUCAGCGCCUGUCUCAGCAUCGUACACGACAUGGAGUUCUCCUUCGGGGAUGAUGUGGAGCCUAUCGAGUAUACCUACGCUCUUCUUGGAAGGGUGGAGGCCCAGAUCCCCAAGCAGGAGCUGGACGCGGUAGCAGACCUGAGGUACAGCUGGCAGAAGGUUCUGCACGCCGCCGCAGGGAUGGGGGAGGUGCUCCUGCAAGAGAGGGUCGGCCUGCAACGUCAGCUGGUGGUGGAUGUGCAGGCACUGCGUGCUGAUACCGAAGCUUUCCUCUCAGACUGGGAACAGGAUGGACCCCUCGGCCCGGGCCUCCCGCCCUCUGAGGCUCUGGCAAGAACCAAUCAGUUCCAGCAGAUGUUUGAGGCGCGCAAAGCGCGCUGGGAGGCCUGCAUCUCCGGGGAGGCCCUGUUUGGGAUGCAGGUGACCAAGGUCCCGGGCCUUGCCAGCUUGGAGCGUGAGUUGGCCAAUCUCCACCAGUUCUACAGUUUGUUUGUGGACCUCGUCACGGCUGUGGACCAGCUCAGUGCCAUGCCCUGGAGAGAGGCUGCCAGCCAGAUUACCUCUAUGCUACAACAAGUUGCCUCCUUCCAGAGCCGGAGCGAAACCCUCUCCGAGGCAAGGGAGGAGCUGGAGGAGCUGUUCUCCUGUGCCAAGAGGGAGGAACAGAUUGAGCAGAAGCUGGGGAACAUAGAGGCACAAUGGACCACAGAAUGCUUUGUCUGGGUCGACCACAAGCUUCGACCCGCCAGCAUCCUGAAGGUGGCUUCUGACACAUCUGAGCUCAUGGAGCGGCUGGAAGAUGCGCUGCUGGGCCUCACUUCCUUGAUGAGCAAUCGCUACUCUGCCUGCUUCAGGCCAGACAUCCAGGCCUGGACCUCCAAGCUGUCCACCAUCAGCGACGUUAUGGAGCAGUGGCUUGUGGUGCAGAACAUGUGGAUGUACAUGGAGGCCGUCUUCAGCGGCGGAGACAUCGUGAGGCAGCUCCCCCAGGAGGCGCGUCGCUUUGCUGCGAUCGACAAGAGCUAUGAAAACCUGUUGCGCCACACCCGCGAGAGCCAGACCUGCCUGGCAGCCUGCUGCAACUCCGAUGUCAUGCAGCACAUGCUUCCCAGCCUGGUACAGCAGCUGGAGGUCGUGCAGAAGAGCCUGUCGGCCUACCUCGAGAGCAAGAGGUCUGAGUUUUCGCGCUUCUACUUUGUGGCCGAUGCCACCCUGCUGGAGAUUCUCUCCCUUGGGUCGGAGCCUGCGGCUGUUGUGCCGCACUUCCAAUCAGGCCUGUUCGAUGCCCUGCACAGCAUAACCUUUGACAAGGAAACCUUGCGCGUCCUGGCGCGCCAGGCACUCAGGGACGUGUAUGAGCAGGAUCUGGAGACCUUCCUCUUCUCUCACCCGGCUCAAAUCGCACUCCUGGGCCUACAAUUCCAGUGGACCCUGGACACCCAUUUGGCACUCGCCGCAGCCGGCAAGGACAAGUCGGCUGUGAUGAAGGUGCAGCGCAAGGCGGACGGCAUCCUACAGACGUUGGUGUCCCUCACUCUGCGCAACGAUCUAACCUCGAUCCAGCGCACCUCCCUGGAGACCUGCAUCACCGUGUACAUGCACCAGAAAGAGGCACUGGAUGAUCUGGUGAGGAAGAAGAUCAAAGACCCAUCCGACUUUGAGUGGCAGAAGCAGGCCAGGUUUUAUUGGCUGGAGGAGAGGGUCCUGGCCCAGAUCUCCAUCUGUGAUGUGGAUUUCGAGUACAGCUUCGAAUACCUGGGAGUGAAGGAACGGCUGGUCAUAACACCCCUCACCGAUGUCUGCUACAUCACCCUCUCCCAAGCGCUGGGCAUGUUCAUGGGACCCGCCGGAACUGGAAAGACAGAGACCACAAAGGAUCUUGGGAACACUCUGGGGAAAUAUGUUGUGGUGUUCAACUGCUCUGACCAGAUGGACAUCAAAGGCAUGGGCAAGAUCUUCAAGGGUCUCGCCCAGUCUGGGCUGUGGGGUUGCUUCGAUGAGUUCAACAGGAUCAAUGUCGACGUCCUUUCAGUCUGUGCCCAGCAAAUACACUCAAUCUUCUCGGCACUCCGUGAGCAGAAGACCUCGUUCCUCUUCACUGAUGGGACAACCAUUCCCCUGGACCCACGUGUCGGGAUUUUCAUCACCAUGAACCCUGGGUAUGCCGGGCGACAGGAGCUCCCAGAGAAUCUGAAGGUCCAGUUCCGCGGGGUUACCAUGAUGGUUCCCAACCGCCAGAUCAUCAUGAAGGUGAAGCUGGCGGCAUGCGGAUACCAAGAGAAUGACGUCCUCUCCCGGCGCUUCCACACGCUGUAUGGCCUGUGCGAGCAGCAGCUCUCACGCCAGCCCCACUACGACUUUGGCCUCCGCAACAUCCUGGCAGUGCUGCGCUCCUGUGGAUCUCUGAAGCGCCAAAACCCCCAACAGUCCGAGAUGCAGCUGCUCAUGCGCGCCCUGCGCGACAUGAAUGUCAGCAAGCUGGUGGGCGAUGACCUGCCCCUCUUCCUGAGCCUGGUGGAAGACGUCUUCCCCGGGCAGAAGCUGGAGCGCAUGCAGCUGGGGGACGUUCAGGCCAUGCUAAAGACGGUGGCCAAAGAGGCUGGACUGCAGACCCACGGCCCCUGGCUCAACAAGUGCAUGCAGCUCCAUGAGACGAAUCAGGUUCGGCACGGCAUCAUGGUCAUUGGGCCCGCCGGGGCUGGCAAGACCAGCGUCAUGGAGAGCCUGGCAGCUGCGCACACUCGCCUGGGUGCCAAGACGGUGCUGUGGCGCAUGAACCCCAAGUCCAUGCGUGCCGAGCAGAUGUUCGGGCAGGUGGACCCUGCCACGGGCGAGUGGACGGACGGCGUGUUUGCAGUGCUGUGGCGCCGCGCGGCGCGGGCCCAGCACCAGCACACCUGGAUUGUGAUGGACGGACCCAUCGACGCCAUCUGGAUCGAGAACCUGAAUUCAGUCCUGGACGACAACAAGGUGCUCACGCUGUCAAACGGGGACCGUAUUCAAAUGACACAAAAGAUGCGGGCCAUGUUUGAGGCCGAGAAUCUGAACAAUGCGUCGCCUGCCACAGUCUCUCGCGCGGGAAUCGUGUACGUCUCCCCGGCCGACCUGGGCUGGCAGCCCAUGCUGGAUUCCUGGCUUGCGCAGCGACGAACCCCGGAGGCACUGGUCCUGCGGCCCUUGUUUGACCGCCUUGUCGCCCCUCUGCUGGAUCACGUCAGGUCGGCGUGCACGCCCAUCAUGCCGGUGGAGGCCUGCGGUCUGGUGGGGACCCUGCUCACACUGCUGACGGGGAUGCUGGACGGUGUGGCCUCGUCCGCCCCAGACGGCGGCGCAGCAAUGACCCCCACCCAGGCGCCGCAGCUGGAGUCCGUCGUGCUCUUCUGUCUGGCAUGGUCCCUUGGAGGCCUGCUCGAAAAUGCCGACCGGACAGGCUUUGAUGCCAAGCUCCGCAACCUGAGCCAGGCCGCUCCUCCCCUGGAUGGGAGUGGCCUGUCCACCAUUUACGACUAUGUCUAUGAUGUGGCGGGGGCCCGCUGGACACCCUGGGUCCAGCUGGUGCCGAGGUGGAGCUACCCCACCCCUGGGGCGCGGGUGGCCCUGAGCAAGACAGUGGUGCCGACCCUGGACUCCACACGCUACGGCUACCUCAUGAAGCUGGUGCAUGCUGCAGGGAAGCCUGUUCUGAUUGUUGGGCAGCCUGGCACCGGCAAGUCCACUCUCGUUCGGCAGUACCUGAGUCGGGCAGGCGAGGGCGGUCUGGCGUCCAAGACGCUGGUCCUGUCAUCGCUGACAAGUCCUGGGGCUCUGCAGUACUCUGUAGAGAGAUCCAUGGAGAAGCGGCAGGGGAGGAGCUAUGGACCCCCCACAGGCAGGAGGAUGACCGUGUUCUUCGAUGACAUCAACAUGCCCGCUAUCAAUGAAUGGGGUGACCAGCCAACCAAUGAGCUGACGCGCCAGCUCCUUUCUCAGAGCAGCUACUACUCCCUGGAGAAACCCAUCGGGGACCUGAACUUUGUCGUCGACGUGCAGUAUGUGGCGUGCAUGCGAGCUCCAGGAGUCGGGUCGCAGGACAUCCCCUCCCGGCUCAAGCGCCAGUUUGCCAUCUUUGGGCUGCCCUCGCCUUCCGUGGAGAGCGUGAGCAGCAUGUUUGGCGCAGUCCUGGAGGGCCGGUUCCACACCGCUGCCUUUGGGCGCGCGGUCGCGGACGCCGCCUCGAGCCUGGUGGCCGCCACCCUGGCAGUGCUGGAGGAGGCCCAGGCAAACCUGCAGCCCGCCCUGCCGCGGCUGCACUACCAGUUCUCCUUGCACGACGUUGCCAAGGUGGUUCAGGGAAUGCUGCAUGCCAGCAGCGACCACGUCCUUGGCAAGCACCCAGGCUCAUCGCCACCCACCUACAUCGCUGGGCUGUGGCGGAACGAGGUGUCGCGAGUGUUUGGAGACAAGCUGGUGUGUGCGGAAGACAAGGCCUUCCUUGCCACCGUCAUUGCAUCGCAGCUAGACAAGGCUGGUCAUGGCGGUCUUGGGGAGCUGGUCCAGUACGCAGGCUUCACCCAGGAGCGUCUGGAGGGGAGGCAUGGAGGAGCCCUGGUGCUGCCGGCGUACAUGGGCAUCCCGCAGGCCGCGGCGUCUCUGAAAACAUACAUUGAGGGUGCACUGGCGGGUGCCGGCUCCAGCUCUCGCUCACAGAAUGCGGAGCUGGUCAUGUUUGACGAUGCUCUGGGUCACACCGUCGGAAUUGCUCGCCUGCUUGGCAUGGAGAGGGGGUCUGCCGUACUGGUGGGUGUAGGCGGGUCAGGCAAGCAGUCGCUGGCCAGGCUGGCAGCGACACUGGUGGGGGCGAGCGUCUUCCAGAUCACCAUGGCGAAACAGUAUGGCGUUCCCCACUUUCUGGAGGAUCUCAAGGUGCUCUGCAAGGCGCUGCUGGCAAAGAAUCAGCCCAUCUGCUUCAUUGCGACCGAUGCUGAGAUGAGGGAGGAUGCCUUCCUGCAGCACCUCAACCAGCUGCUGGUCACAGGCGACAUACCAGAGCUCUUCACGCGGGAGGAGAUGGACGCCCUGCUGAGCGACCUGCGCCCAGCCAUGAAGCUGGCAUCGCCCGAUGUACCAGAUACUGCGGAAAAUCUGCGUGCCCACAUGGCCGAGUGCAUCCAGACGCGGCUACACCUGGUCCUGUGCUGUUCCCCCGCGGGGCCACAGUUCAGGCGGUGGAUCCAGCAGUUUCCGUCCCUGCUGUCCGCAUGCCAAGUGGACUGGUUCUUGCCCUGGCCCGAGGAUGCCAUGGUGGGGGUUGCCGGCCAGCUCCUGCACUCUGCGCGCCUGCCGGUCACCCAUACCAGCCAGCUGCAGCGCCUGAUGGCCCGCGUCCACCAGCACAUUGCAGAGACCUGCCAGGUGUACUUGCGACAGACAAAGCGGGCUGUGCAUGUGACACCAAAGUCGUUCCUGUCGUUCGUGAACAACUUCAAGAGCAUCUACCAGAUGAAGCUGCAGCAGACCACGACGCAGAUAACAACCCUAACAAAUGGCUUGCAGCGCAUGGCGCAGACGCGUGAGGAUGUCGCGAACAUGCAGACCCAGCUCGCCAGCAAGACAGAGAAGCUGGAGGCCGCUGCCAGCGAGGCCAAGGCCCUGCUGCACCAGAUCUCCGUCUCCACCAGUCAGGCUGAGAAGGACCGUCAGAAGGUUGCCGCAAUCGUGGAGACUGUGACGGCCAAGGCGCACGACAUAGCGGCUGUCAAGCACGAUGCGGAGCGAGACCUGGAGGAGGCCCAACCAGCACUCCAAGCCGCGCUGGCAGCGCUCAACUCCAUCACUCCCACGGAUAUCACGUCGCUGAAGGCGCUGAAGAACCCGCCAAACAUCGUGAAGCGCAUUUUUGACUGCGUGCUGCUCCUCAGGCACUUUCCAGUCAACAAUGUCGCCUGGCAAGAGCUCAAGGGCACCAUGGUCAUUGCUGGGAGCUAUGAGGACGCCGUCAAGAUGAUGGGCGACCUGAACUUCUUGCAGUCGUUGAUCCACUUCCCCAAAGAGGCCAUUUGUGAUGAGACCGUGGAGCUACUCCAGCCAUACUUCUCUGCCCCAGACUUCAACUUUGCUAGCGCCAAAAAGGCCAGUGGGAAUGUGGCAGGACUCUGCAACUGGGCAGAGGCCAUGUGCAAGUUCCAUGCCGUUGCCAAGGUGGUCGAGCCCAAGAUCUCAGCGCUGCGAGACGCAGAGGCUGAACUCAAGCUUGCAGCCAGGGAGCGGAUGCUGGCCGAGGAAGAUCUGGCGGUUGUGCAGGGCAACCUCGACCAAAUGCAGCAGCAGCUGGAUGCAGCCAUUGCCCAGAAACAGGCACUGGAGCAUGACCUCAGCACUGCCCAGUCCAGGAUGACCACCGCCAGCUCCCUGCUGACAGCUCUGAAGGGCGAGGAGGGGCGGUGGACGAUGCAGCUGGAGGCAUACCGGAGCAGCGCAAAUGCUCUGCUGGGAGACUGCAUCGUUGCUGCAAGUUUCCUUUCUUACCUCGGGCCCUUCAACAAGGCGUUCCGGGACACCCAGCUGCAGAAGGAACUGGCCGCAGCCUGCACCUCCCUGGGGGUCGCCACGACGCCCCAUCUUCAGGUCCUGGACUUCCUCGUGGACGAGCAGGAGAAGGCGCAGUGGGUCGCAGAUGGCCUCCCCGCUGACGAGCUCUCCCAACAGAAUGGAGUGAUAGUAUCGAGGGCAUCCCAGUGGCCCCUCCUCAUCGAUCCGCAGGGGCAGGCCCGGGCGUGGCUCCUAAAGAAAGAGGAGGCCAAGGCCAUCUGCACCGUCCAGGCCGCAGAUGCAGGGUUCCGGGCGACCCUGGAGUCGUGCCUGCAGGAGGGCAGGCCCUUGCUGAUUGAGAACAUUGAUGAGGAGGUGGACCCCAUCCUGGAUCCCAUACUGGAGCGGCGCUUCAUCACGAGAGGAGGCACGAUGCUUGUGACGCUGGGCGAGACUGAGGUGGAAGUGGCCAAGGGUUUCCGCCUGUACAUCACCACCCGGCUGCCCAACCCCAACUUCACGCCGGAGCUGGCGGCCAGGGUGACGCUCGUGGACUGCACCGUGGCCCGCGUGGGGCUGGAGGACCAGCUGCUCAGCCGGCUCAUACUGAAGGAGAAGCACGAGCUGGAGCACCAGCGUCGCAAGCUGGUGGCGGAGGUCCAAAACUACCACGCCAAGAUCUCAGAGCUGGAGGAGGAGCUGCUCCAGCGCCUGUCCAACUGCGAAAACCUGCUGGAGGACGGCGACCUUCUCAACAUCCUCGCCAGGACCAAACAGACAGUGCAGGACGUGGAUGAGCGGCUGGCCACCGCAUCGGACACACGGAAGAAGAUACAGGUAGCGUGCGAGGAGUACCGUCCCGCGGCGCGCCGUGCCAUGCUGCUCUACUUCCUCAUCACCGACUUCUCGGUCACAUCCCUGGCACAAUUCACUGCGCUCUACGAGCGCUCCAUCGACCAGGCUGAUCGCUCCGUAGUCCCAGCAAAACGCGUGCUGCACAUAACUGGCGCGCUGGAUCACUUUACCUAUGCGGCCUUCCUGUACGUGUGCCGUGGACUCUUUGAGCGCCAUCGUGCUGUCUUUGCCUUUGCUCUGAGCUGCACCCUCAUGGUACAGGCGGAAUGGCUGUCCAAGCCCGUGUGGCACCGUCUGCAGUCUCUCCAGGGCCUCCGGGGCCUGUCAGACAUCCUGGCGGUCCUGGCCAGGGGCGAUGCCGCCUGGCACGCCUGGGCGGGCGCGGAGAUGCCGGAGAGCCUCCCCCUGCCCGAGCUGGACGCCCGGGUGUCCCCGCUGCAGCGUGUCCUCGUCGUCUGGGCCCUGAGGGAGGACAGAGCCAUGAUGGCCGCGGCACGCUGCGUGAGAGCCACGCUGGGGGAGCGCUACACCGAACCCCCGCCAGCUGGCUUGGAGGAGGUGCUCAAGGAGAGCGGCCCCUCCACCCCCAUCAUCUGCCUCCUCUCACCAGGCAAUGCCAGCGGGCAGGGAGUGGGCGCCGACCCCACCGAGCAGAUCGAGACGCGGGCCAAGCAGGCCAAGGCCAAGCUCAGCAUCCUGUCCAUGGGGCAGGGCCAGGAGGUGGCUGCCCGCCGGCUCGUCAGCACCGCUGCCUUGGAGGGCCGCUGGGUGCUCCUCCAGAACACGCACCUCAACACCCAGUACCUGGCCGAGUUGGAGUGGCAGCUUGCGGCCGAUCGAGCCCACCUCCACCCCGACUUCCGGCUGUGGCUGACCACCAGCCCACACCCCGGCUUCCCCAUCGGCCUGUUGCACGCCGGCCUGCGCAGCACCAACGAGGCGCCCACGGGCCUCAGGGCAGGGCUCAAGACCUCCUACGCCUGGGUGUCCCAGGACACCCUGGACGCGGUCAACCGCCCCGACUGGCGCCAGCUGGUCUACAUCACCUGUUUCAUGCACGCCGUGCUUCAGGGGCGGCGCAGGUUCGGCCCCAUCGGCUGGACCAUCCCCUACGCCUUUGACCAGGCGGACCUCGCCGCCGCACUGCACUUCCUGCAGAACCACAUGGCGGAGGUGGACACAAAGCGCGGCCAGGGCCCCAACUGGGGCACGCUGCAGUACAUGGUGGCCAUGGUGCAGUACGGUGGGCGCGUGAGCGAGGACGCGGACCGGCGCCUGCUGCAGACGCUGGCGGAGCACUUUUACGCGCCCGCCAUGCUGGCGCGGGGGGCCAGCCUGCACACCGGGGGCGGGGCGCCGGGGCCCUACGCCGUCCCCGACGCGCCAGGCCUGGAGGCGCACCAGGCCCUCAUCCAGGCCAUCCCGGAGGCUGAGGCCCCGGAGGUGUACGGCCUGCACUCCAGCGCCGAGCUGGCCUUCUGCACUGUCCAGGUGCACGCCGACCUCGCCGUGCUGGCCCAGAUCCAGCUGCACCGCGCCCUGGGCCAGUCGGCCACUGCCCAGCCCGGCGCUGGCGAGGCGCACGACGCGCCGGGCGGCCGGGCAGAGGAGUGCCUGGGCGAGCUGUGCGCCGCGCUGCUGGCGCGUCUGCCCGCGCCGCUGGAGGAGGCGGCGGCCCUGAACCGGGUGCUGCACUAUGUAAUGGCAACGCUGGCCAGCCUGGCGCGUAUGGCCGCGGGAACGGGGCCGCAGACGCCGGCGCUGGGCGCGGCGGCCCACGCCCUGCUGGCCGGCGGCCUGCCCCCGGACUGGGCCGCCCGCUCCUGGGACGGGCCGGGGCUGGCGCGGUGGGAGGCGGGCCUGGUCGCGCGGCACGAGCAGCUGGCGCGGUGGCUGGGCGCGGGGGCGCCGCCCCCCAGCCUGUGGCUGGGGGGCCUGGCCAACCCCGCGGGCCUCCUGUUGGCGGUGCGGCAGGAGGCCGCGCGGCGCCACGCCGCCGAGCGCUGGUCCCUGGACGACAUGGGCCUGGCGAUGGAGGUGACAAGGCUGGACCCCGGCGCCGUGCGCGAGGGGCCCCCUGAGGGCAUCUACGUGCAUGGCCUGGCGCUGGAGGGCGCGGGCUGGAGCCGGCGGCACGACUGCCUGGUGGAGGCGGAGGCCGGCCGGCCCCUCGCCGCCAUGCCCGUGCUGCUCAUCACCGCGGUGCCGGCCAGGGACAGGCCCCAGGGACGCGUGUACGAGGCCCCCUGCUUCCGCACGCCGGAGCGGGGCCAGGCGGGGCUUGUGGCCAGCCUGCCGCUGCGGACCAGUGUGGAGCCCGCGCACUGGGUGCUGCGGGGCGUGGCGCUCAUCUGUGCGGCCGCGUCCUGA
Molecule: messenger RNA, 12603 nt
Organism: Auxenochlorella protothecoides
Lineage: Eukaryota; Viridiplantae; Chlorophyta; Trebouxiophyceae; Chlorellales; Chlorellaceae
Product: Dynein gamma chain, flagellar outer arm
Exons: 78
Coding region: 1-12603 (4200 amino acids)
Biological process (GO): microtubule-based movement
Cellular component (GO): dynein complex
Molecular function (GO): dynein light intermediate chain binding; ATP hydrolysis activity; ATP binding
Source: RefSeq, a predicted model, not a curated record